AUGUCGGGCCCUCCUGCGGUUGUCCCUCAGGCCAUGGGGCCAGUAUCUCCUGGGGAUAGCGCAGACGGUAGGAAAGCCAAACGGGAGUUGUCCCAAUCGAAACGGGCCGCACAAAACCGGGCUGCUCAGCAGGUUCGGGACUUGGGUGACUUGGAGUCCACCUCCAAGACGCUCCAGGCCGAGAACUAUGCGUUACGAGAUUAUAUUCUGCGCCUGCAGUCUCGUUUACUGGACACCCAAGGCGAGUAUCCCCAGCCGCCUCCCGGCAUCAGCCUGCAUCCGAUCGCUCAGGGCCAACCAUCACACGGCGGUCCCGAGGUUUCUCAACCCACAAACGCCACUGCCCCCGCCCCUAAUCAGGUCGAGGUAGCAGCGCAAGCCGUCGCUGGCCUCACACGGGGCGAACAUCUUGGUGGUCGCGACCCCUACGGGCCCGUCCGAACCGACGACGACAGGACGGCCGAGGAGAUUACGCGCCAGCUACAAGCCGACGGUGGGCCGGACGGCUUGCCAGCAGCCCCGAUGUAG
This is a messenger RNA of Chaetomium globosum CBS 148.51, 528 nucleotides long. RefSeq lists its product as uncharacterized. NCBI's taxonomy places the organism in Eukaryota, Fungi, Ascomycota, Sordariomycetes, Sordariales, Chaetomiaceae. The transcript is spliced from 2 exons. The record is from RefSeq and is a predicted model, not a curated record. Bases 1 to 528 code for a protein of 175 amino acids.